AUUGCCUAAGACUUAAGAAAACCAGAUGUAACCAGCUUUCAAACGCGGAAAACCUAUCAAAUGUUUGUGCGCUUCAUGCAUUUACCCACCGUGACCGGACACCAGUCCACUUCUUUCCUUAUUAACUGUUUGCAUUUCAGAAAAUUUUGAGAAAAAUGUCAAAGCAAACUGGAUUUCAUGUCGUCACUCCACUUCUCGAGAGCACGGCCAUGUCUAAGCAGAUCGGGACCACCGUGUAUCUGAAGAUGGAGGGCUCGCAGCCCACCGGUUCCUUCAAAAUCCGUGGAAUAGGAUACAUGUGUCAAAAUGUUGCAAGUUCAAACAAGUCAAAAGGUGUCAUUUGUUCUUCAGGUGGUAAUGCUGGUAUGGCCACAGCAUAUGCAGCAAGAAAACUCAAGCUGCCAGCCACCAUUGUUUUGCCCUCGUCAACGCCCCAACUGGUAGCUCAGAAACUUAAGGACCAGGGAGCUAUGGUCAAAGUUGCGGGCAAGGUAUGGGAUGAUGCAAACGCUGAGGCCCUACGUUUGGCUGAAAGUGAAGGUCUUACUGUAAUACACCCGUUCAACCAUCCGCUAGUCUGGAAAGGCCAUUCCAGCAUUGUGCAUGAACUCAAGGCCUCACUGCCAUCCAAACCUGGAGCUAUAGUGGUGUCCAUAGGGGGGGGAGGUCUGUUUUGUGGGAUAAUGGAAGGGCUGGAUGAGGUGGGCUGGGGAGAUGUGCCUGUCCUGUGUAUGGAGACCGUGGGUGCCGAUUGUCUCAGUGUUGCUCUGAAAGCCAGAGAUCUGGUUACACUGCCUGACAUUACAAGUGAAGCGACAUGUUUGGGAGCAAAAACGGCAUGCCAGCAAGCGUUUGAGUACAGCAAACGGCCCAAUGCCAUUUCAGAGGUGGUGACAGAUCUGCAGGCCCUGGAGGCAGUGGAACUGUUCCUGGACGAGGAACGAGUGUUGGUGGAGUUGGCCUGCGGAGCGUCAUUGGCUGCAGUGUACAGCGGUGUCAUCCAGAGGCUACAGGAAGAGGGACGCCUUCCUAAACCGCUCGACUCGCUGGUAAUGAUCGUGUGUGGGGGCGGCAGCAUGAACCUGGCUCAGCUGCAGCAUCUACAGGCAGUCAUACGGAAAAGACCACAUCUGUAGAUUCUCACAUCUGAGAAAAAUGGUCAAAGCAUCUGCUUUUAGUUGCACUGACAUGUCGUGUUAAAUAAAUUAAAAGAUAAUAUGGAUAAUCUACUGUAUUUCAAACAGCUGAGAGCAAACUAUCUAUCAGAUGAGUCUGUUUUGAGCAAACAUCCAGAACUAGAAAAAAUCUUCAGAUUUUCUGUUUUAGUGAAUAAAAUCCUUGGAUGGAUUGCCUCAGAAUGUUGUCACUUACUACCGGUAACCAGCAAGUGGUGCUAAUGUCUGUCGUUUUAAUAUUUGUGUCCUGCAAGUGAACAAUGACCAGUGUUUUUUCAGGGCAGUGUACAUUAAACAAUGUAACUUUAAAAAUAUGCUAUUAGUAUUAUGUUGUAACCUUAAAGUUGAAUUAUUGACUGUAAGGGAUAAUGUACAGUCGUCUUGUCAUCAUCGCAACAUAAAUCAAAUCAUGGUGAUUAAAUCAACUUUAUGUUUUCUCUGCAUGCUAAUUAUACUGCUACAUAAUAAAAUAAAUUAAUUUAAAAUAAGACGUUUUAUUAUCUAAGACAGACAUUAAACUAUUGCCUGUGUGUAGAAGUUAAAGUGACACACAGAAAAGACCUUUCUCUUGUUCGCUUGACAACUUUCUUGUGGACAUGCAAAGUCUUCAGAUUAAUGAAAUUUAUUU
Messenger RNA from Sinocyclocheilus grahami, 1803 nucleotides. RefSeq names its product serine dehydratase-like. Lineage: Eukaryota; Metazoa; Chordata; Actinopteri; Cypriniformes; Cyprinidae. The record is from RefSeq and is a predicted model, not a curated record. Gene Ontology annotation, molecular function: threonine deaminase activity; pyridoxal phosphate binding; L-serine ammonia-lyase activity. Bases 156 to 1136 code for a protein of 326 amino acids. The transcript is spliced from 7 exons. Gene Ontology annotation, biological process: L-serine catabolic process; L-threonine catabolic process.